GGUAAACCGCUAACUAAAAACUACCAUCAGAAAGAAAAUCAUUUUUUGUAAGGUCCCGUAAGUCGUUUUUACCAAGAUGCGAACAGGGCCUUCCAUAAUUUCAAGAAAUCGCGUAUCAUUAUACUAAUGACGAUAUUAUUCAAACGCACGAGUCACCAUUAGCUACGAACAGCCAUAGGACCUUUCCUAUGGCUGUUCGUAGCUAAUGGUCAAGUAAUGCGAACUCAGAAGAAAUCAUAACAAUCUCCUGCGCUGCCUACGGAUCCACAAAUAUGUAAAUCAUCUCAUUAAAAUAAACAACUCCAACAGCAAGCUUUAUCCUCGUUUCUUAAGAUGCGGAAUAUUUGGCAUGCACUCAUUCGUUAGCCAGUUACCGGUAUUGACAUGCGCGUCCAGCGAGCCAUUAUAAAAUUUAAAAAGAUAAAUUGUGAAGCGGUAUUUGUGAUUCUGAUUCAUAAGUGUAAAGCGCCAACAGUGUUUACAUAGAUACAAGUUAUGGAGAACAACACAGCAUCACCUAUUAUGGAAUUUGUGACUAAUGAGACUCUUAUUAAGCAAGUGGCUAACUUCUUCAACGUUAGUGUAGCGAAUGUGUCAAACCAAAGUGUAGUGCAGCAAGAGACACUCUUCGAUUUGUACGAAGCCUACAGGACGAAGGAAAAGGAGCAGUUGAUAGCGUACAAAAUUGUGGCAUACGUUGUCGGUACAUUGAUAAUUCUAAGUAAUUUAAUUGUUGUUAUAUCCAGCGGCCUGAUACUACGACGAGGCCAGCAGCCCAAGAGCACCUACCUCCUCCUAGGAAAUGUGUCACUGGCGGACACGAUCAUCGGCGCGGCCAUCAUCUUCGGGGCUGUGAUAGACAACUCCAUGGCCUCCAACCCACUGUGCAUAUUUCAAAUUGGUAUGAUCGUGUGCCCAGCGAUUGUCUCCAUAUUCAGCGUGGGACUGAUAGCCGUGGACCGCUAUUUCUACAUACUACACGGCUUAUACUACCAAAGAUACUUUAACACUACAAGAGUUAGAAUUGCCAUUGUUAUCAUUUGGAUGAUUGGUCUAAUCCUCGGAUUCAUGCCGGUCACCGGAUGGGUCAAUAACGAGCUCAUAUACACUAGAUGUUACUACCAUGCACUCUUCCCUGGUGCACUUAUACUUUUUAACUCCUCCUUAAGUUUAAUACCUAUCACACUUGUGACUAUACUCUAUUCUAUAAUACUAAUUCGUGCUCUUAAGAACGUCAAGGAGAUAAAAGCAGCUCAAAAAUCAAUUAAUUUUAAUUCAAACACAAAUGAGACACCAAAACUAAGAAUAUAUCGAGGAAAUACUAACUUCAAUAAAACUUUCCCGACCAAACCCCAAAAAGCAUCAAUAAGACGGUGUGCGUCUUUUAAUGCUAUAUGUGAUAACUCAAAGAAAAAGACAUUUGCAAGAAAAACUGAAAAAUCUAAAAGCAUUGGUGAUCUUUAUAAUGAUAGUUUUAAUGGCACAGAUGAUAGUUCUUAUAAUAAUAACUUAGAAAAUAGCGAAGAAAUCGUUCGGAGUCAAUAUGAAGACUCCAAGUUAAGCGUUUUCACUAUUGAAUCGAACUAUUCUAUAGCAAGCAUCACAUCCUCAAGUUUAAAGUCAAAACGAUUUGCAAAUAAAUCAAUAUUGAAUAAGUUUUGUAAAGAAAAGCCCCCACCGAAGCCAAAAGAAGCGAACAAAUGGAGAGCUAUAACAGUAGUAAUGCUCACUACUGGCAGUUUACUAUUCACUUGGCUCCCCUUCUUCGUUACUGUCACUUGUUUCGUACUCUGUGAAGACAAAUUGACAAACCCUAGGUGUAUGCAGUAUAGAAUUGCGCUAGGAGGUAGCAUUCCUACCUUAGCAUUUUUAAACAGCAUAUUAAAUCCACUUAUUUACGCAUGGUGGCAUAAAGGUUUCCAAAAGACAGUCCGAACUAUGUUCAAGAAAUAUUGUACCAAUACUUCUUACUUAUCUGCUUCUAGCUGCGGUAAGAGCCGGUAGACCGCUAGAGUUAAGCCGAUAGUUAGGACAUAUUAGGGCAGUCAAUCUCAUAUAUUAUAUAUCCAUGACGAAUAAUAUUACAGAGUAUUAAUUUUAAUAUAUUGUUUAAUGAGAGUUCUCUCUGUAGAGUUGAUUACCUAUUUAGAGAUAUAGUUUAUGCGUCGGUGGUUAACCCGUUUUGUUUUCCUCUAAGCUACGUAGCGUUGAUAUUUGAUUUAUUGUAUCCUCCUUAUCAACCGCUUUGUUGGUUGCAAGGCCCGAGACGACCCCUUUAGCAUAACUUGCGUUGUUGCAAGCGACUCCGUACUUGUUUUAACAUAUGGAGUCGCGCGUGUCAACUCAAGUCAUGCUCAGCGGCCCGGUUUUUUGUACCAAAACCUAACAAUCGGCGCAGUUAUGUUUUUUACAAAAGCAACUGCCAUCUAACCGGAAGGGAAAUAUAAGUCUUAUUGGGGAUUUAUCUGGUUACCUCUCGAUGUUUUUCUUCACCAAAGAGCAACUGGAAAAUACAAGUGAUGUUUCGUAAUUUGUCUUUUCUUAUGUAGGUAUAUAAGUUUCAAGGAACUCAUUGAUACGAGACGAAUUCGAACUCAAAACCUUCUCUUUAUCACUAGGGCAACCAUGGCUCUAAGUAGACUGAAUACUAGUUAUAUCAUCGGGAUUACCUACACGACACAAUAAACUAUAUUUCACGGGUGUUCACUAAUUAUACCUGGGUGUUAACGUAGUUUUACGAAUACUAGGUACUUUGUACCUAAGAUCUGGUAGUUUCUUCAUUGCACUAUUUUGUUGUUUGUCUAACACACGAUAUUUAAAAUAAAGUCCAUGUAUAGACUAUCAUACACAUGUAACAAAAUUUUACAGGAAUAUUUGUCGCAAGCUUACCAGCUAUGGGUUGGACAGGCCAGACUUUCACCAACUAUAGAUGCUGGUAUGUUGCACUAUUCCCGAGAGCCCUGCUGAUCAUACUUUCUAUCGUUGUACUAUCAGUCAUCAUUAUGGUUUGCGUUUUAUACUUUCUUAUUCUACAUCGUGCUGUAAAAACUGUAGACAGAAUCAGAGAAAUCAAAGAAAGCUACAAUUAUAAUAUUGCGUUUGUCAACAAAGCAUUCGAAACAAUUGAAGCUGAAGACAGCAGCUCCAGCAAUGUUGACGACAUAUCGAAAACGACGGUCACUAUAACAGUAUCUAAAGAAAUUAUAACAGAAAAGGCUGGAAACUCUAUAGAAAUGCAUGCACUAAGCAAGAAAAAUGUAGAAGAAAAGAGAGUCGGAAAUAAGUUAAAACAAAAAUUUCAAUCGAUCUCUAGUUACUACGGAAAAGCGAAAGCUGUUGAUUCGCAUCCGAGUAAGUUGAAAGCUGUCAAGACUGUGCUAUUGGUUACAGCAUGCUUUGUUGGAACUUGGGCUCCAUAUUAUGUAUCAAUAAUUGUUUAUGUUAAAUGUGAUAUUAUGACCAACGGGUACGACUGCGUUCCCCUAGAAAUGUUAACAUUAGGACCAUUGUAUUUAUUAGGAGUUAGCAAUUGUCUAUUAGACCCUUUAAUUUAUGCGUGGAGACAUUCUGGAUUUAAACAAACCCUUAGAAAUAUGUAUUGGAAAUAUGUAUUAAGAUGUCUUAAAUAAAGGUACAUUCAGAUGAUAGAUCUUUGAAUGGGCCUAUGUUUAGCGUGUGUAAAGGAUGACUCACGUUAGACCGGGCCGUGUCCGGGCCGGAGCUUCCGUCGCUUACUUUUCUAUGACAUGACAGGUGAUCACGUGAUGCUUUCCAUACAAAACAAAGCGCCGGAAGCGGCCCGGUCUAACGUCAGUCAUCCUUAAUUCUGUAAGUAGUAAUAUUUAGUAACAAGCACUUUAGGUACCUACAUCUAUGCAUAUCUACCCCUUUCUAUGCACAGAGUGCUUUAAAUAGGUCAAUAAAUAACUUAUUACUAAAC
Molecule: messenger RNA, 3940 nt
Organism: Cydia strobilella
Lineage: Eukaryota; Metazoa; Arthropoda; Insecta; Lepidoptera; Tortricidae
Product: glucose-dependent insulinotropic receptor-like
Exons: 4
Coding region: 496-2004 (502 amino acids)
Biological process (GO): chemical synaptic transmission; G protein-coupled receptor signaling pathway, coupled to cyclic nucleotide second messenger
Cellular component (GO): dendrite; plasma membrane
Molecular function (GO): neurotransmitter receptor activity; G protein-coupled serotonin receptor activity
Source: RefSeq, a predicted model, not a curated record